Molecule: messenger RNA, 3233 nt
Organism: Urocitellus parryii (Arctic ground squirrel)
Lineage: Eukaryota; Metazoa; Chordata; Mammalia; Rodentia; Sciuridae
Gene: Prpf40b
Product: pre-mRNA processing factor 40B
Biological process (GO): mRNA cis splicing, via spliceosome
Cellular component (GO): U1 snRNP; U2-type prespliceosome
Molecular function (GO): RNA binding; protein binding
Source: RefSeq, a predicted model, not a curated record
GGGCCCGGGGCGGUCCCACAGCGCCCCCUGCGGCCCGGGCCGUGGCCUGGGGGGCGGGGAGGUCAACCGGGGUCCCCAGGACCCCAAGGGAAUACGAGGGGAGCAAGGGGUGAGUCGGUUCCCGAUUCUGGUCCCCGGCCCCCAGCAGCGCCUGCCCCCUUCCCACCGGGGCCCCCCAUGAUGCCACCACCCUUCAUGCCCCCUCCAGGGAUCCCCCCACCCUUUCCUCCGAUGGGGCUCCCACCCAUGAGUCAGAGACCACCAGCCAUCCCCCCCAUGCCACCUGGCAUCUUGCCCCCAAUGCUUCCACCAAUGGGGGCACCACCACCACUCACACAGAUACCAGGAAUGGUACCUCCGAUGAUGCCAGGAAUGCUGAUGCCAGCAGUGCCUGUCACUGCCGCGACGGCUCCGGGUGCGGACACCGCCAGCUCUGCUGUGGCUGGGACAGGCCCUCCGAGGGCCCUAUGGAGUGAGCAUGUGGCCCCUGAUGGGCGCAUCUACUACUACAAUGCUGACGACAAGCAGUCCGUGUGGGAGAAGCCCAGCGUGCUCAAGUCCAAGGCGGAGCUGCUGCUGUCUCAGUGUCCCUGGAAAGAGUACAAGUCAGACACAGGCAAACCUUACUACUAUAAUAACCAGAGUCAGGAGUCCUGCUGGACCCGGCCCAAGGACCUGGAUGACCUGGAGGCUCUAGUCAAACAAGAGGCUGCAGGAAAAAUGCAACAGCCGCAGACACUACAGCCACAGCCACCUCAGCCUCAGCCUGACCCCCCACCUGCACCUCCUGGCCCCACUCCAAUGCCCAAGGGCCUCCUGGAACCUGAGCCAGGUGGGAGUGAAGAUUGUGAUGUGUCGGAGGCUGCCCAGCCCCUGGAGCAGGGGUUUCUGCAGCAGCCAGAGGAGGGCCCCAGCAGUUCUGCUGGACAGCAUCAGCUAACACAGCAAGAGGAGGAAGAAUCCAAGCCAGAACCAGAGAGGUCUGGCCUCAGUUGGAGCAACCGAGAGAAGGCAAAGCAGGCAUUCAAGGAACUGCUGAGGGACAAGGCUGUCCCCUCCAAUGCCUCAUGGGAACAGGCCAUGAAGAUGGUAGUCACAGAUCCCCGUUACAGUGCCUUGCCCAAACUAAGUGAGAAAAAGCAGGCAUUCAAUGCUUACAAGGCACAGCGGGAGAAGGAGGAGAAGGAAGAGGCCCGGCUAAGGGCCAAGGAGGCCAAGCAGACCCUACAGCAUUUCCUGGAACAGCAUGAACGCAUGACCUCCACCACCCGCUACCGGCGGGCAGAACAGACCUUUGGGGAACUGGAGGUCUGGGCUGUGGUCCCUGAGAGGGAUCGAAAAGAGGUUUAUGAUGAUGUCCUCUUCUUCCUGGCCAAGAAAGAAAAGGAACAGGCCAAGCAGCUCCGGCGCCGAAAUAUUCAGGCCCUGAAGAGCAUCCUGGAUGGAAUGAGUAGUGUCAACUUCCAGACCACAUGGUCCCAGGCACAACAAUACCUCAUGGAUAACCCCAGUUUUGCUCAGGACCAUCAGCUGCAAAACAUGGACAAGGAAGAUGCCCUGAUCUGCUUUGAAGAGCACAUCCGAGCUUUGGAGAGGGAGGAGGAGGAGGAGCGGGAACGGGCCCGACUUCGGGAACGGCGACAGCAGCGCAAGAACCGGGAGGCUUUCCAGACCUUCCUGGACGAGCUGCACGAGACAGGGCAGCUGCACUCCAUGUCCACCUGGAUGGAGCUGUACCCAGCAGUCAGCACUGAUGUCCGCUUUGCCAACAUGCUGGGCCAGCCGGGCUCUACCCCUCUGGACUUGUUCAAGUUCUAUGUGGAAGAGUUGAAGGCACGAUUUCAUGAUGAGAAGAAGAUCAUUAAGGACAUUCUUAAGGACCGGGGCUUCUGCGUGGAGGUGAACACAGCGUUUGAAGACUUCGCCCACGUCAUAAGCUUUGACAAGAGGGCUGCUGCGCUGGACGCAGGCAACAUCAAGCUGACCUUCAAUAGUCUGCUGGAGAAAGCAGAGGCACGGGAGAGGGAGCGGGAAAAGGAGGAAGCACGAAGGAUGCGGCGCAGAGAAGCUGCCUUUCGAAGCAUGCUGAGGCAGGCCGUGCCUGCUCUGGAGCUGGGCACUGCGUGGGAAGAGGUCCGUGAGCGCUUUGUGUGCGACUCAGCCUUUGAGCAGAUCACCCUAGAGUCGGAAAGGAUCCGGCUCUUCCGGGAGUUCCUGCAGGUGCUGGAGCAGACUGAAUGCCAGCACCUCCACACCAAAGGCCGAAAGCAUGGCAGGAAGGGCAAGAAACACCAUCACAAGCGUUCCCACUCACCCUCUGGCUCCGAGUCGGAAGAGGAGGAGCUGCCCCCACCAUCCCUCCGGCCCCCCAAGCGGAGGAGGCGAAACCUCUCAGAGUCUGGCUCUGAUCCCUCAUCCUCACUUGAUUCAGUUGAAAGUGGGGGUGUUGCCCUUGGAGGACGGGGCUCCCCAUCCUCCCACCUUCUUCUUGGAUCAGAUCAUGGCCUUCGGAAAGCCAAGAAACCAAAAAAGAAAACUAAAAAGAGAAGACAUAAGUCGAACAGCCCUGAGAGUGAGACAGACCCCGAGGAGAAAGCUGGCAAGGAGAGUGAAGAGAAAGAACAAGAACAAGACAAGGAUAGGGAGCUUCGGCAGGCAGAGGUCCCUAAUCGCUCCCCAGGCUUUGGAGUCAAGAAGGAGAAGACAGGCUGGGACACGUCAGAAAGCGAGCUGAGUGAGGGGGAGCUAGAGAGGCGGCGGCGGACACUCCUACAGCAGCUGGAUGACCACCAGUGACCUGAUAAGCUGCUCUCUGCCUCGGGCCUGCUUGAGGUGGUGGCUUCUUGACCACCCUUACCGUAUGCCUCAGACUCCUUCGUCUGUUCGGUGUCCACUUUUCCUAAAGUAAAUCCACCCUCAGUACACCACUGUUGGCACCUGUCAAGGUUGCUCUUGGUGUUCAAGGGUUCCCCACUUCCCGGACAACUAGUGCAGUCCUUGCCCACAGCCCCAGGCCAUGUUGAAGGGGGGGCGGGUGAUACCAGUAGAUCAAGUAUGAGCAAUGGGGUCUCCAGGGAAGAGACAGGCUGGUGGACACAGCCUGGGUGGCAUAGGGCUGAGUUCUUACCCUCUAGUAUCAGUGCCUGCCCAGGGGCUUCACCACUGCUUUCUCCAGGGACCUGACGUAUGUGUGUUUUGUUUUUGUUUUUUAAAUAACAAUAUUUAUAACAUGG